This is a messenger RNA of Lolium rigidum, 3935 nucleotides long. RefSeq names its product brassinosteroid LRR receptor kinase BRL1-like. Gene Ontology annotation, cellular component: plasma membrane. Gene Ontology annotation, molecular function: protein kinase activity; protein binding; ATP binding. NCBI's taxonomy places the organism in Eukaryota, Viridiplantae, Streptophyta, Magnoliopsida, Poales, Poaceae. The record is from RefSeq and is a predicted model, not a curated record. The transcript has a single exon. Bases 1 to 3630 code for a protein of 1209 amino acids. Gene Ontology annotation, biological process: protein phosphorylation.
AUGGCCGCCUCCUCGCCCACAACGGCGGCCGCCUUCUUCUUGCUCGUGCUGCUCCAACUGCUGGCGCCGGCCAUUGCAGACGCCGGCGAGGCGGCGGCGCUGCUCGCCUUCAGGCGCGCGUCCGUGGAGGCCGACCCGCGCGGCGCCCUCACGACCUGGGCGUCCGGCGCCGGCGCGAACUCUACCGCGCCCUGCACGUGGGCCGGCGUCUCGUGCUCGCCGCCGACCGACGGCCGCGUCGUCGCCGUCAACCUCAGCGGCAUGGGCCUCGCGGGCGAGCUCCGGCUCGACGCCCUCCUCGCGCUCCCGGCGCUGCAGGGCCUCGACCUGCGCGGCAAUGCCUUCUACGGCAACCUCUCGCACGCGCCGUCGACGCCGUGCGCGCUCGUGGAGGUGGACAUUUCGUCGAACGCCUUCAACGCGACGCUGCCCGCGGCGUUCCUGGCCUCCUGCGGCGCGCUGCAGUCCCUGAACCUGUCCAGGAACGCCCUCACCGGCGGCGGGUUCCCCUUCGCGCCGUCGCUGCGGGCGCUCGACCUGUCGCGCAACAGCCUCGCCGACGCCGGCCUGCUCAACUACUCCUUCGCCGGCUGCCACGGUCUGCGCUACGUCAACCUCUCCGCCAACCUCUUCACCGGCCGCCUGCCGGAGCUGGCGCCCUGCAGCCAGGUCACCACGCUCGACGUGUCGUGGAACCUCAUGUCCGGCGCGCUCCCCGCCGGGCUCGUGGCCACCGCGCCGGCCAACCUCACGUACCUCAGCAUCGCCGGGAACAACUUCACCGGUGAUGUCUCUGGGUACGACUUCGGCAGGUGCGGCAACCUCACGGUGCUCGAUUGGUCCUACAAUGGCCUGAGCAGCACCAGGUUUCCGCCGGGCCUCGCCAAUUGCAGCCGCCUUCAGGCGCUCGACAUGUCCGGGAACAGGCUCCUCUCCGGCUCAAUACCGACGUUCUUCACCGGCUUCUCUUCUCUGUGGCGGCUGGCAUUGGCCGGCAACGAGUUUGCCGGACCGAUACCGGAGGAGCUGAGCCAGCUGUGUGGCAGAAUUGUUGAUCUGGACCUGUCGAACAACAAGCUUGUUGGUGCCUUGCCGGCAAGCUUUGCAAAGUGCAACUCCCUUCAGGUGCUUGAUCUAGGUGGGAACCAGCUAUCCGGGGACUUUGUGACCAGUGUCAUCAGUACCAUCUCCUCACUGAGGAUGCUGCGGCUUUCAUUCAACAACAUCACGGGCGCAAACCCGCUGCCGGUGCUCGCCGCGGGGUGCCCAUUGCUUGAGGUGAUCGACCUUGGGUCUAAUGAGUUCGAUGGAGAAAUAAUGCUGGACCUGUGCUCAUCACUGCCUUCUCUGCGGAAGCUGUUCCUCCCAAACAACUACCUCAAUGGCACGGUGCCGGCAUCGCUUGGCAACUGUGCUAAUCUGGAGUCCAUUGAUCUCAGCUUCAACUAUCUGGUUGGCCAGAUCCCACCAGAAAUAAUCACUCUGCCGAAGCUCAUUGAUCUGGUCGUGUGGGCGAAUGGCCUAUCCGGCGUGAUACCGGACAUCCUCUGCUCCAACGGCACUACACUGGAGACAUUGGUGAUGAGCUACAAUAACUUCACCGGAGGCAUUCCACCUUCCAUUACAAGGUGUGUGAAUCUGAUAUGGGUGUCGCUCUCCGGCAACCGUCUUACUGGGAGUGUGCCCCCAGGCUUUGCCAAGCUUCAGAAGCUCGCCAUUCUGCAGCUCAACAGGAAUCUGCUCUCUGGAAGUGUGCCAGCCGAGCUUGGUAGCUGCAACAACCUCAUAUGGCUUGACCUCAACAGCAACAGCUUGACUGGCACGAUACCAUCAGAUCUAACGGGCCAGGCAGGGCUUGUUCCAGGGGGUAUGGUGUCAGGGAAGCAGUUUGCAUUUCUUCGGAAUGAGGCAGGCAACAUCUGUCCUGGUGCCGGUGUGCUCUUCGAGUUCUUUGGCAUCCGGCCAGAGCGCUUGGCUGAGUUCCCCGCGGUGCACCUUUGCCCGUCCACGAGGAUUUACACGGGCACAACGGUGUACACAUUCAAAAUGAAUGGCAGCAUGAUCUUCCUCGACCUCUCAUACAAUGGUCUCAACGGUGCAAUACCGGGCAGCCUCGGGAACAUGAUGUAUCUCCAAGUCCUUAACUUGGGGCAUAAUGAGCUCAGCGGUACAAUACCAGAAGCAUUCUCAGGGAUGAAAUCGAUCGGCGCACUUGACCUCUCAAACAAUCAGCUCAGUGGCGGCAUACCCUCAGGUCUUGGUAAUCUGUAUUCGCUUGCCGACUUUGAUGUCUCCAACAACAACCUGUCUGGUCCAAUUCCUACAUCUGGUCAGCUCACCACAUUCCCAGCAUCCCGGUAUGACAACAACUCUGCUCUCUGUGGUAUUCCUUUGCCGCCUUGUGGCCACAACCCUGGCAGGGAAGAUGGGGGACGAGGUUCACCUGACGGAAACAGCAAGGUCAUUGAGGCAAGCAUUCUUGUCGGAGUGGCACUUUCUGUUCUUAUACUUCUCCUGCUGCUAGUCACACUGUGCAAGCUAAGGAGGAACCAGAAGACCGAAGAGAUCAGAACCGGUUUUAUUGAGAGCCUUCCAACAUCUGGUCAAACCAGUUGGAAGCUGUCAGGGGUGCAGGAGCCACUAAGCAUCAAUGUGGCAACAUUCGAGAAGCCGCUCCGGAAGCUCACCUUUGCGCACCUCCUCGAGGCCACCAACGGCUUCAGUACUGAGACCCUCGUAGGCUCGGGAGGAUUUGGAGAGGUGUACAAGGCCAAGCUCAAGGAUGGUACUGUUGUGGCCAUCAAGAAGCUCAUCCAUUAUACAGGUCAGGGUGACAGGGAAUUCACAGCAGAGAUGGAGACUAUUGGCAAGAUCAAGCACCGCAACCUUGUCCCACUGCUUGGAUAUUGCAAGAUUGGUGAUGAGAGGCUGCUUGUGUAUGAGUACAUGAAGCAUGGCAGCCUGGAUGUUGUGCUCCAUGACAAUGACAAGGCUAUUGUGAAGCUUGACUGGGCAGCAAGGAAGAAGAUUGCAAUUGGUUCAGCGAGGGGCCUUGCUUUCCUCCACCAUAGCUGCAUCCCUCACAUCAUACACCGGGACAUGAAGUCAAGCAAUGUGCUUCUUGACAACAACCUUGAUGCCCGUGUGUCGGACUUCGGGAUGGCAAGGCUGAUGAACGCGCUUGACACACAUCUGAGUGUGAGCACACUUGCAGGCACACCUGGGUAUGUGCCACCGGAGUACUAUCAGAGCUUCAGAUGCACGACCAAAGGCGAUGUCUACAGCUACGGCGUUGUGCUCUUGGAGCUCCUCUCAGGGAAGAAGCCGAUCGAUCCGACUGAGUUUGGAGACAACAACCUUGUCGGUUGGGUGAAGCAGAUGGUCAAGGAGAACAGAAGCAGUGAGGUUUUUGAUCCUACGCUGACAGACACAAAGUCCGGGGAAGCUGAGCUGUAUCAGUAUCUGAAGAUUGCUUCUGAGUGCUUGGAUGAUCGGCCGAUCCGAAGACCGACCAUGAUUCAGGUCAUGGCUAUGUUCAAGGAGCUACAGCUUGACUCUGACAGCGACAUCCUCGACGGACUCUCGAUCAAUUCGUCGACCAUAGAUGAGGCAGCAGAGAAAUCAUCGUGAUGUUCUCUGAUUUUUGCAGUUCUUCAUUCGCUGGAAGGAUAGAACGAUGGCGAAAUAGCUCAAUCAUUUUAGCUUAGGAAAGGUAGUGUCCUCCAAUUCAGUUGGGAGAAGUUGUAAUUUUGGUUCUAGUUUUUGUACAUAGCAGUCAAAAGUAUGAGGAGGGAUGAUGUUAGUUCUUACUUGCAACAACAAAUCAAGAAAUGUUCUCUUUAGCUGUAGAGAUCUGUUUGUUACCUUUUCAAUCGUAUUGCUUGUAUUUCGGCAUCCACCUUGUUUAGAUUGCACUACAGCCUAGGCUUUUCUCA